AUACAGCGCGUGUCACGUGAAAAGAAGAAGCCCGACCCUGUGCUACAUCUGGAAAUAAUUGUUUAUCUAUUUAAUUUACUUUUGGCGGUGCGGGUAUUUGUAUUAUAUUUUAUUAUCACGGUCACAGCAUAUGCCUGUAUAGUGUGAACUAAAAACUAAACCAGAAUGCAGACCAUAAAGCUGAAUGGUGAUGUGCAUAUGCCAAUUCUAGGACUGGGCACAUUCAGAGUUCGUGGGUAUAGCACAGUUUACCAGGUACUGGAUGCCGCUUUUCAGGCCGGCUACCGUUCAUUUGAUACUGCUACUGUUUACCAGAAUGAAGCUGAUAUUGGCAAGGCCUUGAAAGAGCUUUUACCCAAGCAUGGCCUUACCAGGAAAGAUAUAUUUGUAACCAGCAAAUUAGCACCACAAGACCAUGGAGAAGAAGCUGAGUCUGCUUGUCUGCGUAGUCUGGAACAAUUAGAUUGUGACUAUAUUGAUUUGUAUCUUAUUCACUGGCCUGGCAAGCAGGGAUUGAAAAGUGAGGACCCUGAUAACAAGUUACAUAGACAGAAGAGUUGGCAAGCCAUGGAAAAAUUAAAGGAAAGUGGAAAAUUCAGAGUUAUUGGAGUUUCUAAUUACACGGUGGAGCACAUGAAUGAGUUACUGUCCCACUGUCGGAUUAAGCCCUCCGUUCUCCAAGUAGAGUAUCACCCACUGCUUGUUCAAACAGACUUGUUGAAUUUUUGUAGCAGUGCUGGAAUCCAUCUUCAGGCAUACUCUUCUCUCGGUGUAGGAAAACUUGUUUCUGAGCCACAGAUAAUCAAAGUAGCAGGAAAGUACAGAAAAACACCAUCACAGGUUUUACUAAAAUGGGCAGUACAGCAGGGUAUUGGUGUUAUUCCUAAAUCUUGUAAUCCAGAACGUAUUAAGGAAAAUUUUAUGAUAUUUGACUUUUCAUUAUCUGAAGAAGAUAUUAAUACAAUAAGUAGCUUGCAUUCUGGCACUCGAUACUGUUGGGAUCCAACUCAUGUUGCAUAGACAGUUACUUGAACUGUAGAGGGUCUUUGUGCAAAGUUGUGUUGGAAAGAAGUUUGUUUUUACUUAAGAUUGCAUUAAAUUACUUUUUAUAGUCUUGAUGGCA
This is a messenger RNA of Protopterus annectens (West African lungfish), 1123 nucleotides long. Its product is annotated as glyoxal reductase-like. The transcript has 2 exons. The record is from RefSeq and is a predicted model, not a curated record. NCBI's taxonomy places the organism in Eukaryota, Metazoa, Chordata, Ceratodontiformes, Protopteridae. The coding region runs from base 166 to 1020 and encodes 284 amino acids. Gene Ontology annotation, molecular function: oxidoreductase activity.